AUAAAAUGUGGAGUAGAUUUAUAGUCAAAAGACAUUCUAAGAGACUUUUCUCAACCUUUUCUAAAAUCCAGGGCAACUCUAUUAGACUGAGUAAUACUCAUCCGACCAGGAUGAAGGUGCCUAUAGGCGGAGGUCAGACAAUCGACGCUUCUGUUGAAGACGGCUUGAAACAAGUUAAGGUUUUGAGUGAUGAUAAUGAAGACAUUAAUGAACUUCUUAAGAAAAGAUUUGACAUUAGCGUUGAAGGUGAGGUGUACCAUGUCCAUCCUGAUAUCUCAACUAUGGUUACUCUCAAGAAUAAAGAGAAAAUUGAUGAGAUCCUAGGGGAUAAUCAAUACACAGGAGUAAGGAGAGUGCUUGUUUCAAUGUUCCUUGAUCAUCUCCUCACCGAUCUUCCUGAUAAGGAACUAAGCAAGCUUGAUAUCAAACUUGCUAUUGAUAAAGCAAAGAAGACCUACAAUUCAGAGAAGAAAGAUGAAAUGCUAGCAAAUAUAAGAGAAGAGCUACUUAAGAUUGAUGAGGAGCUUCAUGAAACUUAUUAUCCCAUGAAGAAGAAAUGUGAAAGCAGAGCCGCAAGCUUUGCAAGCAAAAUGAUUAUGUUUGGAGUAACAAUGGCAGCAGGCCAAGUCGGUGGAUUUGCAUAUCUUAUCUAUGGAGUUUAUGGAUGGGAUGAUAUCGAGCCCGUAACAUAUCUAGUUGGUGCAUUCUAUACCUGGAUAUCAAUGGUAUUUUGGUUCAGGUACAAAGAAGACUGGGAAUGGUCAAGUGCAUAUGGAGCUUUCUAUCAAAGAAAGCUAGCUAGACUGCUCAAGUCCAAAUCCUAUAAUGAAGAAAGAGUAAAAUUCCUUGAGAAUUACAGAAGUACUCUCAAAAGACAACUUGCGCUACUCCAGUCAUAAAGCUAAAAUUUCAAGAUUAAAUUCAA
Molecule: messenger RNA, 925 nt
Organism: Moneuplotes crassus
Lineage: Eukaryota; Ciliophora; Spirotrichea; Euplotida; Euplotidae
Source: the annotation of a GenBank genome assembly